Messenger RNA from Biomphalaria glabrata, 3210 nucleotides. Its product is annotated as arginine/serine-rich coiled-coil protein 2-like. NCBI's taxonomy places the organism in Eukaryota, Metazoa, Mollusca, Gastropoda, Planorbidae. The coding region runs from base 168 to 1772 and encodes 534 amino acids. The transcript is spliced from 9 exons. The record is from RefSeq and is a predicted model, not a curated record.
AAAUUUACAACGACUAAUCUACACGCCAUUGUUGUUAUAGAUCGAGUAGUGAAUACCAGUCUUUAAUAGAUCUAGAUUUUGUAUUAAUUUUAUAAAGAACAGAUCUAUAUUAUUUGUUAUCAAAGCUAAAGCAUGAUAUUCGAAUUUUAGACCUAUCAUUGUGAACUAUGGAUUUACUGUCUAGUUAUGAUGAUGAAACUUCUAACACUUCGAAUAGAUCAGCAACUGAACAGAUAUCUAUGAAAUCAGGAUCAGCUGGACUUCUUCAAUCUGAAUGGGAACAUUUUGAGAAAAUGAUUGGUUCAGAAAGUGUGCCUGAUAAAAAGGACGCUGUAAAGGAAGUUCAAACACCAUCUGCUGAAAAAGUAUUGGAAAACCCUAUGCCUUCAAAUUUAUCUGAAAAGAAGGAUAAGGAAGAAGAAGAGGAGGAUGAGUCUCAUCUUCCUCCAGGAGUGAGGAAGAAAAAUAGAUGCCAUAGCAGUAGCAGUAGUUCCUCAGAGAAUGAAAGUUCUAAUUCUGAUAUGUCUACUGACUCUGAUGACUCAGAAACAGAGUCAAAACCUAACAAAGAAAGUAAAACUGAGUCUAGAGAUAAGCCUGAAGUGAAAAAAGAUCUGAAGCAAGACUCACAAGAAAAGACUGCUGAAAAAAGGAUAAAAAAUAGAUCAGUGAGUAGAUCAAGAUCUCGGAGUCCACAUUCUAAACGAAGACGAUCAUCAGAACGGAGUAGGCAUUCACGGUCCCGAUCUAGAUCCAGGCAUCGUUCUAGGUCUAAGCAUCGCAGGAAAGAAAAGAAACACAGAUCUCACAGGUCACGUUCUAAAGAUCGACGUGGAUCCAAAGACAGAGACUACUAUCGGAGUAAGCACAGAGAACGUGAUAGGCAUAGCAAGCGCAGAGAUUUCAGAAAUAGGAGAGAUAGUGAGCGUAGUAGACGAAGUAGAAGCAGGAGCAAAGAUGGCCAUGACCGUAAUCACCGAAGUCGCAGUAGAGAAAACAGUGAGCACCGACGCAGGAGUCGCAGUGGGAGCAGGAGCAGAAGAAGGAAUCCAAGCCCAAGGGGAGGAAAGGUGAUUAAAUAUGGAGAAAAAGUCAUAAAAGCAGGGGCAAGUUUUGGCCGGCCACCACCAUCUAAACCAAUGACUUUCAAAGAAAAAAUGAGACAGCAAUUGAUAAAGGCUAUUGAAGAAGGCGGAGAUGUCACUACUGCUUUAUUGAAUACUGAUGGUACUGUCAUAUGUACUCAAACAGCUGGAACUCAACAAGUACCUGCUCCGAAGAAACCUCCAGUUCCUUUAAUGGCGAAUUUAAUUACCAAUGCAGCUGGUAUUGCUGCAGCUACUAUAACAGCCUCUGAAGCUGCCAUGCAGUCAUUGAUAGAGCUACAGAAGCAGACCACAGAAAAGACUGGUGUUGAGAUUCCCAAAUACUACAACCCUGCUGCCAUCAAUCCAGUCAAGUAUGCUGAACAGGUGCAGAAAAGAAAACUUCUAUGGUCAAAGACUAAAGAGAAGGAAGUUAAUUCUCAAUGGCAUGCAACUACCCUGUCCAGUGACCAUGAUGACAAGUCCAAAGAAAAAUUCAGGAAGUUGAUGGGCAUCAAGCAGGAAGACUCAGGUCUGGCAGAGGAUGAGGAGGAGCUAGAACAGAAGCAGAAGGAGCUGUUUGAAAAGUUAGACAAGGAAUAUCAAUUUGCUCGCAUGGCAACUCACACUCAUAGAGGUGUAGGGUUAGGGUUUGGAUCCAGCUCGUAUCCACCUCCAGGAACAUGACCUGCUGGACAAAGAUCUUCAACUGAGUGUCAACUUCAUUCAAAUCUACUUUGUAAUGAAUGUAUAGUUUUAUACGAAAAUCAUUUAUUAUGUUGAUACCUGGACAAAAUAGUUUGUUAGUUCCUAGUAUAAACUAAGCCACACACAUAAAUGUCAGGACAUCUUGUAUGUAUUGUAUCAUUUUCAUCAAAAGUUAAUUUGCAAUAACAGUGUUCAGUACAUUUUUCAGUGGCUACUAAUGUUGGCAUCAUAAGUGAUUAUUCAAAGUUAACUUGUGUUCUUGAGGGAACUUGUGUGUAUAAGAUAUUAGUAAACUGCCACUCAGUGGUGUUAGUGUAAUAUCAGUUACCUGAGCUAACAUUGUCAUGUUGUAAAUAGUAUUUGUGAUAUCUUUGCACAAUUUUUUUUUUCUGUAUAUGUCAUGCUGUCCUCAUGAUUAAGAGUGUUUGUACAGUUUUAAUUUUAAAGGAAUGAUGUUUUAUUCUUUAUUUGUUUGGGAGAUUUAUUUCUUCCUUCUAUUAGAGAAUGUGUGGACUUCUGCUGUAAUGAAUUAGAUAUAUCAAACAUCAGAGCUAUGCAGGUUAUGACUAUCAUACUUUCAUAACUUCUAGGUUUAGAUCAAUAAGAUAAUCUUCAUUUAGACUACAGAUCUAUACUUGAAAAGUUAACUAUGAUUACAAUUGGUAAACGAAGACUAGUCCAUAAUUUUACACCUACUUUCAAUAGUGACUCACAUUAGUCAAGUUGGUAAUUAAGCAGAUAUUAAGUAUGCAGACCUAAAAGAGGUGAAUGCUGCAAAAAAAAAAUUUAAAAAUUCUUUUGUCACAACAAAAAUGUUGCACGCACACCUUAUUAAAUGCUCUACUUUUUAGUACCAGGUUAUCAUAAACUCUACAGUGACAUUGAUGCAUUAUUUCAAUAGAUAUUAUUGGAAAUAAGGCUAUAGAUUUCAUAACUGAUAAUUACCUUUUCAUAUAAAAUGUUCACUGAUUAGAUAUUUGGAAAUAUUAAUUAUCUAUUUAUAAUGUGCAUUCCUACAGACCAUACCAAAGUAAGCCAAAAACUUUGAGUAAUAUAAAUAGUCUAUUAUUUUUUAAUCCAUAUCUGAUCAUUAUUUUUUUUUUUUUUUUUAAGUCAUUCUAGAACUUGGCUUGUAUGUUUGCUUAUUCAUUGUUUUACUUGAAUGCCAGCUCAACAAGCUACAGGGAGUAUAACUUUAAUAGUAUUGAUGUUUGUUGUGAGUGACUAUAUUUAAUAGCUGUGGUUAUGCAGUCUUCAUUACAUUUCAUUUGUUGUUGAAGAGACUGUAAAUACUCUAUUGGGUGUCCACAGUCAGUUUUGCCCAUGUAUCUCAUUGAUUGUUUCAUGUGUUUAUACAUUGAUCUGAUAAGUACAGGUUAAUACUAUCAGAUGUAAAUAAAGAUGUUUCAAAAGUAAA